Dufourea novaeangliae is the source of this 1591-nucleotide messenger RNA. RefSeq names its product neurogenic locus notch homolog protein 1. Lineage: Eukaryota; Metazoa; Arthropoda; Insecta; Hymenoptera; Halictidae. The record is from RefSeq and is a predicted model, not a curated record. Bases 59 to 1309 code for a protein of 416 amino acids. The transcript has 7 exons.
AAUCUGUCUCGUCUCGUCGUGGAGUACGGACAAGCUUCGAUUCAGAGCAUCCAACAGCAUGGGUCACUCGCAGACUGCAGUUCUGCUUGCUUUAUCGUGCGUCGCGAUAGCUAAUGCUGGAUACUACCAGUCAAGAAUAUUAACAACUGGAAGUGUCGGUGGUUGUGAAUCGUAUACCUGCGGAGUCAAUGCAAGAUGCACCAUCAGCGAAAGCAGACCAGUUUGUUCUUGCAUGAACUUACACAUGGGGGAUCCGUUGUCGCGUUGCGUGAGAGUCGAAUGUCAAAUCAACGAGGACUGCAGCGACAGUAAAGUCUGCACAAAUAACAGAUGCGUGAAUCCUUGCGACAGUCUGUGCGGCGUGAGCGCUGUCUGCGAGACCAGAAAUCACAUGCCAACGUGUUACUGUUCACCUGGACAGACUGGAGAUCCUUUCACCUCUUGCCAUGUAGCUGAUCCUCAAGCCGCCUGCAAGCCCAAUCCAUGUGGAUUAAAUACAAAGUGUGAAGUGGUAAACGAGGUGACGGUGUGCAGCUGUUUGCCAGGAUACAUAGGAUCACCGUUGAACGGUUGCCGCCACGAGUGUGAAAGCGACAACGAAUGUCCUAAUCACCUUGCUUGCGGAGCAUCGUUCAGGUGCGAAAGUCCAUGUAAAUGUGGUACGAACGCUGAGUGUAAAGUGGUUAAUCAUCAGGCGAUAUGUAGCUGUCCGAAGAAUUGGUUGGGUAAUCCACUGCUGUCGUGUCGUCCAGAGUGUACCUCUCAUUCGGAGUGUCCAGGAAACAAACCAGCCUGCCUCUAUCAGAAAUGCAUGAAUCCGUGCGAUGGAGUAUGCGGCGUGAACGCAGAUUGCAAUCUAAGGGGCAUCACCCCAGUCUGUAGCUGUCCAAAACACAUGACCGGCAAUCCUUUCGUUAGCUGCAGGCUCUUUGAAGCGAGGGAUCUAUGCGAGCCGAAUCCAUGCGGAGUGAAUGCAAUUUGCACACCGGGACACGACAACACGGGAAAAGAAAGGCCAGUCUGCACAUGCCCGACUGGUUACAUUGGCAACGCGUUGGCCAGCUGCCAAAGGGGCGAAUGUUUCACGGACAGUGAGUGUCCCGACAGUAAGGCUUGCAUCGACUUCACUUGCCAGAAUCCUUGUACUGGCAAAGAGUGCGGACCGACCGCGACUUGCACUCCAAGACGUCAUAUAGCUGUCUGCACCUGUCCAAAUGGCACUCGAGGAGAUGCACUCUAUAACUGCAAUCCUAUUGAGAGCAGAUCCUCCUACAACUACGGUCAAUCAUACAGAUACCGUUACUACUAGUCAUUAAUUUGCUAUCGAUCAAUGGAAACAUGUAUUUUGUGAUGUAUUUAACGGAAUGCAACUGCUACGACUCUGUGUAUGUUUCAAAUGACUUCCAUCGAGCGGUUUUAUUCGCUGUCUAGGAAUUGUACUCCUUCAGAAUUACUUAAUAAAUGAUAUUUGAACGACAGUACGCGCUGCUGUUUCUUUCCUAGGAUUAUCAAGUGCUCCCAUCGGAUAAGACAGCUGUCACGAUUCAUUUGUACUGUACAUUGCGUCAAGUUGCCUUUGCUUUUAGUGAAU